CAUUGAUAUAAACGUGCAAUUUUCUUUUUGGCCAGCAAUCAAAAUAAUAAGGAUCAAUAUGACUUAUAGUUACUGAUCGAAUAGAUUUAGUUUCCUUCUUGCAAUGUAGUUUUAGCUGUUUCUGUUGGCUUCUUUAUCAUCCUCGUUGUACCCGACUAUUUCCGAAACCUCAUUAAUAGGAAGGGUAAUAAAUUUCUAUUCAAGCUGUUGUAUGAUUUGCAAAGUUUUGAUCUUUAGUACAAACUGUGACCAUUUCGGCGACAUAAACUCGGAAAAAGUAGCAGACACUCUGAAAAUGACAAAAUGUUUAAGCUGUGCUAGAGAAAUAUUUGCGAGCCCAAAUUUGGGGGGUGGGGGUUUAGGUUUAAGUUAAAUGGUUGACCAGAAGCUUAUUGGUCAAAACAUUGGGUUUACCCUUACUGGUCCUAAACCCCGAAGCGCGCAAAAGAGUCACAAUGCUGAACUACUCUCUGUUAACGCUCCUUGCUAGAAGAGCAUCAACAGGAGUAAAUCAAAACCCAAUUUUACUUCAGCGAUGCUUCUGUUCACCACCGUCUUCUUCUUCUUCAAACAAUAAGCUCUUCGUCGGAGGCUUGUCAUGGUCCUUGGACGAGAAGUCCCUGAAAGACGCUUUCUCUUCUUAUGGGCAGGUCACUGAAGUGACUAUAGUGUAUGACAAGGACUCAGGCAGGUCUAGGGGCUUUGGAUUUGUAAAUUUCUCCAAGGAAGAUGAUGCCAAGUCUGCAAAAGAUGCUAUGGAUGGAAAGGCGUUGAUGGGUCGGCCACUGAGGAUUAGUUUUGCUCUCGAAAGAGUUCGGGGAGGGACUGUAGUUGUUCCUCGCCUUCCAGGCAUUGGAGAUCGUGUUAAUCGCUCAUAGCUGACAUCAUAUGGUAAUGUGUUACCAGUUACCUGUAACAGAUUAUAGAGAACUAUCCUUAGCUGUGAAAACUACAAAAUGUGUCAUUAUAGAGUUUCUUCAAAGGAAGUCAUCUCAUAGUCUUAGCAUCGCUAUGAGUUGAGCUUGAAUUUGCAAUGUUUUAUUGUAAACUCAAAGUCAGGUUAACUUCCAACUUUUGUGCAAGUUGGAGGAAGAUGGGUUAGUUCAUGAGGAAAUUUCUCCUUUUUGGUGUUAUAUGAACACCUUCAACUUAGAAAAGUUGGAAUUUGGCUUCCUUCUUCAAUACAUCUUGAAUUUAAUGAGUUUUACCCAUCCAAAAUCCAAUCCUAGACAACAAAGGCGGCCUUAAAUGUACAUUAAUUCACCCACGAGCACAUCCCCCUCUCCUCGCAUAAACAA
Molecule: messenger RNA, 1298 nt
Organism: Rosa chinensis
Lineage: Eukaryota; Viridiplantae; Streptophyta; Magnoliopsida; Rosales; Rosaceae
Product: glycine-rich RNA-binding protein 4, mitochondrial
Exons: 4
Coding region: 456-878 (140 amino acids)
Molecular function (GO): RNA binding
Source: RefSeq, a predicted model, not a curated record